Ochotona curzoniae (black-lipped pika) is the source of this 7284-nucleotide messenger RNA. It is a transcript of the gene USP37, whose product is annotated as ubiquitin specific peptidase 37. The transcript has 24 exons. The record is from RefSeq and is a predicted model, not a curated record. Gene Ontology annotation, biological process: protein deubiquitination. The coding region runs from base 156 to 3104 and encodes 982 amino acids. Gene Ontology annotation, molecular function: cysteine-type deubiquitinase activity. Lineage: Eukaryota; Metazoa; Chordata; Mammalia; Lagomorpha; Ochotonidae.
UUUCGGUCUUCUGUGCCGGCUCUCGCCGUUCCGCGUGGCCUCCGUGCUCUCGGCAGGCGCGUCGGGAGCUCCGGCCUCUGGCACAGAACCUGUCAGGUGAAGGUGUAUUUUUGCUUUUUAUUUUGGCUAGAAGCAAAUUUAUUUUUAAAGGAAGUAUGUCUCCUCUGAAGAUACACGGUCCUAUCAGAAUUCGAAGUAUGCAAACUGGAAUUACAAAAUGGAAAGAAGGAUCCUUUGAGAUUGUGGAGAAAGAGAAUAAAAUCAGCCUAAUAGUUCACUACAACACUGGAGGAAUCCCAAGAACAUUUCAGCUAAGUCAUAACAUUAAAAAUGUGGUGCUGCGACCCAGUGGAGCAAAACAAAGUCGCCUGAUGUUAACUCUUCAAGAUAACAGCUUCUUGUCCAUUGACAAAGUACCAAGUAAGGAUGCAGAGGAGAUGAGGUUGUUUCUAGAUGCAGUUCAUCAAAACAGACUUCAUGCAGCCAUUAAACCUUCUCAGGGAUCUGGGAGUUUUGGAGCCAUCCUGGGUAGCAGAGCCUCACAGAAGGAGACGAUCAGACAACUUUCUUACUCAGAUACCCAGGUUUCUUCAAAAAGAGGAAGUUUUGAAGCUAGAGAUGAUAUUCCAUUUAGAAAAGUUCUUGGUAGUCCAAGUAGAGGAUCAGUUAAGGCUGUACCUGGUAGUGGAAUGGCUGUCCCUCGUUCAGUUCCUUCUUUGACAUCUACACCAUCUCCUCUUAGAGCAGGAUUAUUAGAAAACCGUACUGAGAAGAGAAAAAGAAUGCUAUCAUCUGGCUCAGAGCUGAAUGAAGAUUACCCUAAGGAAAAUGACUCCUCAUCGAACAACAAGGCUAUGGCAGAUCCCUCAAGAAAAUAUUUAACCAGCAGUAGAGAAAAGCAGUUGAGUUUGAAGCAGUCAGAAGAGAAUCGGUCACCAGGGCUUUUACCAUUGCAGUCAUCAUCAUUUUAUGGUAGCAGAGCUGGAUCCAAGGACAACACUGCUGCUGGUACUAACAUAGACAGGUCUAAUGUUUCAGGCCAAAGUCCUUCUGCCAAAAGAAGUUUGGGAUUUCUUCCUCAGCCUGCUCCUCUUUCUGUUAAAAAACUGAGGUCUAACCAGGACUAUACUGGCUGGAACAAGCCCAGGAUGCCGCUUUCUUCUCACCAGCAGCAGCAACUGCAAGGCUUCUCCAACUUGGGAAAUACCUGCUAUAUGAAUGCUAUUUUGCAGUCUUUAUUUUCACUCCAAUCAUUUGCAAAUGACUUGCUUAAGCAAGGUAUACCAUGGAAGAAAAUUCCACUCAAUGCGCUUCUCAGACGCUUUGCACACUUACUCAUUAAAAAAGAUAUCUGUAAUUCAGAAACCAAAAAGGAUUUACUUAAGAAGGUUAAAAACGCCAUUUCAACUACAGCGGAGAGGUUCUCUGGUUAUAUGCAAAAUGAUGCUCAUGAGUUUUUAAGUCAGUGCUUAGACCAGCUGAAGGAAGAUAUGGAAAAAUUAAAUAAAACAUGGAAGACUGAAUCUGUUCCUGGAGAAGAAAAUUCACCGGAUAUUACAGCUACCAGAGUUUACACAUGCCCUGUUAUUAAUAAUUUGGAAUUUGAGGUUCAGCACUCCAUUAUUUGUAAAGCAUGUGGAGAGAUUAUUCCCAAAAGAGAACAGUUUAAUGACCUUUCCAUUGACCUUCCUCGAAGGAAAAAGCCACUCCCUCCUCGUUCAAUUCAGGAUUCUCUUGACCUCUUCUUUAGGGCAGAAGAACUUGAGUAUUCUUGUGAGAAGUGUGGUGGGAAGUGUGCUCUUGUCAGGCACAAAUUUAACAGGCUUCCCAGAGUCCUCAUUCUUCAUUUGAAACGGUAUAGCUUCAAUGUGACACUCUCGCUUAACAACAAGAUCGGGCAGCAAGUCAUCAUUCCAAGAUAUCUAACUCUGUCAUCUCAUUGCACUGAAAACACAAAGCCACCUUUUGCUCUCAGUUGGAGUACACACAUGGCAAUUUCUAGACCACUGAAAGCCUCCCAAAUGGUGAAUUCCUGCAUCACCAGCCCUUCUUCUACACCUUCAAAGAAAUUUACCUUCAAAUCCAAGAGCUCUUUGCCUUUAUGCCUUGAUUCAGACAGUGAGGAUGAGCUAAAGCGCUCUGUGGCCUUCAGCCAAAGACUUUGUGAACUAUCAGGCAAUGAACAGCAACAGGAAGACCUGGAAAAAGACCCAAAAUUAUGCAGAAUAGAGCCUGGUAAGCCUGGAUUGGAAAAUACAGGAUUUGACAGGAUGAAUGAAGAAGAGCUAAUAGCAGCCGUCCUAGAGAUGAGUAAGAGAGAAGCUUCUCCAUCUCCAAAUCAUGAGGAUGAUGACAAGCCAACCAGCAGUCCAGAUACUGGGUUUGCAGAUGAUGACAUUCAAGAAAUGCCUGAAAAUCCAGACCCUGUGGAAACUGAAAAGCCCAAAACAAUCACAGAGCCAGAUCCUGCCAGUUUUGCUGAGAUAACUAAAGACUGUGAUGAGAAUAAAGAAAACAAAACUCCAGAGGGAUCUCAGGGAGAUGUUGAUUGGCUCCAGCAGUAUGACGUGGAGCGGGAACGGGAAGAACAAGAGCUUCAGCAGGCGCUGGCUCAGAGCCUGCAAGAGCAAGAGGCUUGGAAAGAGAAAGAAGAUGAUGACCUCAAAAGAGCCACUGAGCUAAGUCUUCAAGAGUUUAACAACUCUUUCGUGGACUCCUUGGGUUCUGAUGAGGACUCUGGAAAUGAGGAUGUUUUUGAUAUGGAGUACACAGAGGCUGAAGCUGAAGAAUUGAAAAGAAACGCUGAGACAGGAAAUCUUCCUCAUUCCUAUCGACUCAUCAGCGUUGUCAGUCACAUUGGCAGCACCUCUUCUUCAGGUCAUUACAUUAGUGAUGUGUAUGACAUUAAGAAACAGUCUUGGUUUACUUACAAUGACCUGGAGGUCUCAAAAAUCCAGGAGGCUGCUGUGCAGAGUAAUCGGGAUCGGAGCGGUUACAUCUUCUUUUAUAUGCACAAGGAGAUCUUUGAUGAGCUGCUGGAAACAGAAAAGAACUCCCAGGCACCCAGCAUGGACGUGGGGAAGACAACUCGGCAGGCCUUGUGAGGAGCCACACCUGGGCUGGCAGUGUGCGCUGCGGCUUCUCCUGCCACCCACCUCACCCCUCCUCUACUUGAUGCGGGAGCAACAAACAGCUCAGGGCCAAACCAAAAGACAAAAAUUGCAGUUAGAUGGACUGUUCCAUGCUAACUGUUUUAUGGAAAACUUGGUUUCACAUCUAUAACUGAUUAUCAUCUUUUUUUUUUCCUCCUACAAGAGUGGCACUUCCUUUUGUCUUGGAAAUUUGUGUUGUAAAUACAUAUGUGUAUACGUGUGUGUGUACAUGCACACACAGAAUGAAUGUAGCCUUAAAGAGGUAGAUGAUUCACCAGAGUUUGCCUGGUCAAAAUUAAUAGCACAGCAGUUUGGAGAAGAAAUGAGGUUGUCCAAGAGUCUGCCCACCUGGGAAAUGUGUGAGGAUGCACACAGCAGUUGAUUCUGCACUUUUGUGUUCUUUGAGCAACUUCACUCGAGUCUGUCACCUUUUGGAUGUGUGUCUGUCUAGUGUAGUUCACUGGAAAACCAGCUGUCCAUGGUUACACUAAUGACAGUUUAAGUUCAUGAAUUGGUAAUGCCUUUGCUGUUUACAUGCAGUCCCAUUGGAUUGUUGGUGCUUUGGAAUGCAUUAUGAUCUCACAUUUGGCGUUCAUGAUAUUUGGUUUCUUCUAGAAAGAUUCCUACAUUAUUUUGAUCAUGAAAAUAGAGUCUUUUCAUCUGUAUCAUUCUUUGAAGGAGCACACAUUAACCUAAAAGACAGUAAUCAAAAUUGCAAAACCUAGAAGAGUCGUAUUGCGCUAAUUAGCAUCCAGCAGCGGGUAUUCCUGGAGGCUUGGCCAACACUUGUUUUUCUAUCUCUCAGAGAGCAGUCAUGAAAAGUGAUCUUGUGUCAGAACUGAGACUCUGGACCACUAAAGCUAAAACCCCAUCAGCAUGAAAUUAAACACACCAGCUAUAGGAUGCAACUUGAUCAUUUAAUCAUUUGCUUUCUGACUUUACCCUUAAACAGAAUAAACAUUCAAAAAAGUGAUUGAUUAGGUAAUCCCAGGAACUAGCCAGUUGCACAGACGUGUAACAGUGACUCUGACCUUCCAGGUGCUGUGAUUUGAGGCCCAGUGGGUAUGCAGCAUCAGUACCACUUUCAUCACUGAACUGACAGAACUAGCAGAACUAGCUUGGUCAAGCAGCUUAGGAACCCUGUAAAGAACUGAGUUUGACUGGGACUUGAGUCCACAGAAUGGUUGUCUGAGCUCCAGUUUAUUAUCAUUAGGAUCAACAAGAGUUAACUAUAACAAAAGGAAACCUUCAUUAUUUCCUCUCAUGCUUUUCUGUAGAUGAGACAACAUUUCAGGUUUGAGGUAGAAAUUCAGCUACAUGAAAUUUUCUCGGGAGGACUUCUAAAACCCAUUCUCAUGGAGGGUGCAAUGUCAUAUUUGGGUAAUUACCUUCCAAGAAUUCCCACCUCACUCUUAAAAUUUGGAAGGGCUCUAACAGUUCCACCUCUACUAAAGUUGUCAUUGAAUUGUGAAGGGCCUCGGCAGUUGGGCCUAACUGCUGAUAAAUGCUUUGCCUCCACCAUCUCCCUGCAGAUGUUACAGUGAUAGGAAAUGCAGGUGCAGUAGAUCAGGGCAGUGGAAAAUACUAGCUUUUGAGAUUUUGCUUCAUUUCUUUCCCAUUUAAAUAUAUGUGCUUCAGAAGCCAGUCCUAGCAAUUUUAUUUCAUUUCUCCAGGAGUCUCGAAAAGAAUUGGUGCUUGAAAAGAAUUGGUUUUCUAAUCAAGAGGUGAAGUGGUUAGGAAAUGCCUUAGCUGAUUAUUACUUCUCUUCCCUGUCACCUUAGUGAAUUUUGAGAAGCACUGUUAAAAAUGGAAGUGCUUUAAUACUUUAAGGGCUGCACUAAGACAUAGAGAAAACUAGAAACGAUGCAUCCGCCUAGAUUGCCUUGGGAAGCAGCUUCAUUUGGAUUGCUCCUAUAGCUUGCACGUGUGUUGUUUAGAUGUGCACUCGACUCAAGCACCUGAUUCCAUGUGAUCUUCACAUCUUGGACAGGCCUUGCUAGUUGAGAACUGGUUAUUGGGUAGAAGAGCUCCCUUGUUGUUCAUAUACUGGCAGGCCUAAGACUUGGGACCUGUUUGAUCAUUGUGGCCUUGAUAGCCUUUUCAUUCUUUCUUCACUCUGUCAGCCUACCACUUUGACUUUUAAAACAGAUGCAGCUGGAUUUUGUUCAUGAGAUUUGUUGAUUUUUGAGCUGUAUAUAUUUAAAAAUGAUUUUAAAAAGAUAAUAUAUUAUUUUUUGCACAGUGUGAUCAGCUAGCCCAGCAUUGGAGGAAGGGGCAAUUAGCAUCCUGGGGUCAGGAAAGAAUAGAGUCCUUCCGUCCCAGGCAGUUUGCACACUUAGCUAAUUAACCUUCCUGUUGAAAAUACCAAAUGAAUGCUUACUUCAAGUGACACUAAAUUGGGACUUGAUAGCAAUAAGUUCUAAACACAGCUUUUGGCUAUUAAUGGUAUUUUUCUUAAAAAGUAAACUACAAUUCAAACUUGUUGGCAAGUUGCAUGUGGUUAGAUGCCAUUUUCCCUUUAGUAGCCAAUGAUUAUAAUUUAGAGGAAGGUACACAUACAUUUUGCCUGGACAGGAUGGCAGCAGCAAGAACUCCAUGGGUUGGUCUUGCUGUUUACUUGCUAGGGUCUCUUCAUUCCAGGCCUAAUUUAAAUGGCUUAAUAACAGUAUAACAAAUGUAAAUUGUUUACAUUUUGAGACACAGCAGCAUACUUACAGAGACAUUAACUCCAGAAGGCAAAUGCUAGACUAUCCGUUUCUUCCAGUUUGCUUUUUAUAGGGUAAAAUUCUUACAAAAGAUAAGCUUUAAGAUGUAAAACCUCAACAAAGUAAGCCGUGAGAUGAUUAUCCUUCCAUACUGCCAUUACUAUUAUAUGGAGCGCUGCAGAUACAAUUGUGUAGUGAAAGUUGUCUGGAAACACCAAACCAAAGAGAGAAGAUAGUUUUGUAAACUGAUUUGUGACCUACUGGAAAGGUUGUGUUAAAGCAACGACAGAUACUGUUCUACCCCUUCCCCUGUCCUCUGUCAACCACAGCAAAAAAGCAGAUACUAGUUAGGCAGCCGCUUAUUGGCUGCUUGGUUGGGGUGUUGGUUUGGAGGUCUAUUUUUUGUUCCCUGUUGAAUUUAAUUGACUCUCCAAUGUGGACUUCUGUUUUAAGUCUAGGAAACAGCUAACCUCCAACUACAAAAAGGAUGUACGUUUAUAUAGGGAGAUUAUUAGGAAAAUCGUCAACAACCCAGCAGACAUAGAUUGCAUGAAGGAGUUCUGACAAAACAGAGAAGUCCUUUUCCUUCCUAUUUUGCUUUACACUGUAAAUGUGUGCAGACAUAAGCAAAGGUUUCUGUUGUGUUGCCUCAGAAUUCUUAUUAUUCUGCCUCUUGGAAAACAAUCACUUAUGAGGCUUGACCAUUUUGUGACUGUUUUGCUGUGUCUUACUGCAGUCAUGAACACCCAAGGCAUGCUUUGGUUUCUGUACUUUGAGCAGUCCUUUGUUGGUUUAUUUAUACCUACUUAGUAACUCAUUUCCUUCCCAUAGGUGCUCUGUGUCUGAGGUUUUGAAUUUUUUAAUGAAAAUGUAACAGUAUGAAUAUAAGCAUUUGAUUUUAGUAGCAUACUUGUCUUAACUAAGUUCAAUUAUAGGUAUGUCCACUGACAAGAGAAUAUGGAGUGGAAUAAGGGUCUGGAUUAGGAUCUAAGUGUGUCACUUCGAAUGCCAGAGCCAAGAAGGGGUGUGUUUCAUAAUGAAUGGGCCCAUGCCAAGAGAGACCUCACAUUGGGUGUCUCCCAGUUUCCCUUCCUGGCUUCUCAGAAGUACCCUAACUUCAGUCUGGCCCACCCUCCGUGCUUUCUUUGUCCUUUGGGAGACGGACAGAAGUGAGUUUGCCUGAUUGAGCCAUGAGCAGGUUUGCUGGCAGCUUUGGUCACAUGAUUUAUGAGGUGAUCUUUUCUCUUUGUGUUCAGAGUGGACUUCUGAUUCCAGGUCUUUAUGUGGUUUUUGUAAGGAGCGGCACUUUAUCUGUGUUUUAGCAGAACUGUUCCUCUGUGUCCUUCACAGUUUUCCCUUGUUUUUGUUUCCUUUUUAAAUUAUGCAGAGUUUUUUUUGUGUGUGAAAUUAAAGCCUUUAUUAACCUU